AUGACUGAUGAAGGUGUGGAAAAGCUCGAGAAAAGUCUCGGCAAGCUGAAACUGGACUUUCCAACGUCGAUCAUCACCAAAUCUUGGCAAAAAUCGACAUAUCAAUUUCAUCGCGAUUCCAAAAUCGAGCAAAUAAUCGAAGCGUUCUACUCUCGCAAAACCAAUGGCCCAAACCGAAGACUAAAGGAGCUCGAGUGGUUUGCACGGAAGUUGGAAGCAGUUUUGUACGAUUAUUCGACGUCAAGAGAGGUUUAUGAAGAUGGAAUCGACGCUUGCAUUCGGACUAUGAAGAAUAUGGUCCAGACUGAUCCAGAAUUAAAGAAAAUCGCUGAAGCGAAAGGAAUCCCUCCCACUGAAAUGCUCGAGUCAAUCUUCAAGAUAGACGCGGAGCGAGAAGACGACGUGGACGAAGAGGACGACCUUAUGGCGGAGGGAGCAACUGUCAUCAAUUUGGUCUCGCCCGACCGAUUCAGACAUACCAAGUUCGAUUUGAGAAGUGAUAAAAAAGAAGUGGUGAUCAAGAGUUUUGGCAAAGUUCAUUUCAAUCUCGACAUGUGUUUGCUAUACAAAAAAAAAGCCACAUACCAAUUUCUGAGUUAUUUCACGACGAUUCUAGGGAAUAAUCUUGCUCCAAACAGUGUGUCAAUCGUGAACAUUUAUAGAGAAGAACCUCCAGCACUUCCAAAGAAAAUCCGAUCCUGCUGCCUUUACAAAUACCCCGAUUGGGUACAAGGUAUGGUUGGCGGUGAAGGUGGAGGAGGUGGUCAUGGACAUUCUCACGGUGGUGGCGGAGGAGGACUUGGAUCUUCUCAGGGUCAAUUCCAUCCAUCUCAAGCCGGUUCCGGCCCGAGCACCACAACCACCAGUGGCCGUCCGCUGCUCCGCAGCAUGCGAGAAGCGCAGUUUCACUCCGCAGCACCACCGAUCUCAGCUCCAAGUCAGUCCCAAACAUCAGCGAGUCAGCUGGACCCAGGUGAGAAUUACGACCUCUUCACAUUUUUUUCUUCACUGUAUAGUUUGGUAAUAUUGAGCACUUUGCUUCCGAAGUAUCGCAUCUUUUUUUAUACAACGAGUUGUCAUAAAUCAAGCACUCGUUCUGGUCAACAAUCCCGUCGAAGCAGCAAAGCGGCCGGCGUCGGAGCUAAUUCGUUGCUCAAACAGGCGAUUGCCAACAGAAUGAUGCCGCAUACAAUACCAGAGUCGUCCUCAACGAACGUACCGUCGUCUUCUGCCACGUCGCCUACCACAGAUCCAACUGGAAUUCACAAAACUGACUCGAGUGAGAUGACAAAGAGUGUGCUUUUGAACCCCGCUUGGUAUCGUGAUGAUCAGGGACGAACUGGAUACAAAACUUCGGAUUGGGAGAAGAUGGGAAAUCAACAGAAGAACGUGGUGAAGGAAAAGAAGCACAAACGGAAAGAAUCAGAAGCUGGAGUCAUCAAAGAACUGGAUUCGGACCUCCUCAGUCAGUCCUGUAAUGAAAAAGCUGAUAGUGAAAAGGACAACAAAUCUUUGACUUCUGUACAAUCUGACCAGAGGGAUCCCAAAGACGUGAAGCUGGAAAAGAAAGCAGCCAAGGCUCUUGAAAAGGAAAAGAGGAAGCUGGAAAAGGAAAAAAAUAAAUUGGAAAAGGCGCAAAAGAAAAAGGAAGCAGAAGAGGAGAAGAAACUGAAAAAAAAGAAAGGAAGUUCAACAAAUGUUUCGGAGGUUGUGGAACAAGAAUCCGUUGAGAUGAAAGCUGUAGAAAAAAAGAAGGAAAAGGCAGAAGCUACAAUAAAGCUGACGAUGGUUUCCAAGAGCAAAAAGGAUAAGUCUUAUGAUCCAGAAAAGACAAAACAACAGAGGAUAGAAGAGCCAAAACUUCAUGAGUCUACAGAAAGUGACAGUUCCAAAGAUACGAUGAGGAAGUCAUCAUCAUCGAAAGAAAGCUCAAAGGGAGUCAUCAAACAAUCAUCACAAAAGUCCUCUAAAGAAUCUUCCAAAGAAAAAAUCCAAAAACAGUCAUCCAAAGAUGAAGCUCCCGAGAAAAGUUCCAUAGUUGAAGGUCGUCCUCCACCAGGAACCACACAUUUUUCUGUCAGAAAACUAAAAGCUGAAUCGACGUCGAAGAAAUCUGGACAAGGCGAGCCAAGGAAGAAGAAUAUAGGAGACAGAAGGGACUCGAGUAUGUCCGAACUUUCACGCGGAUCCUUCAAAUCUGUGACAUUCAACGACCGAGUCCAAACUCAUGAAAUUGAGAGAAAUAGCAGUGUUUACACUUCCAGCGAGGACGAUGCUGCAAUCAUGAGUGAUGAUGAGAUGUCAAAACCUAGUCAAGCAAAACUUAAAAAGAAAUUGACACUGUUGCAACAGCAGAAUCCGUAUGGGGAGAUGGAUUCGAGAAAUCAGCAACAAGAGCAGACUGACAUUUAUGAUGAUGAUGACCUAGAUGAUUUUGAAGAGCAGGAACGACUGGCGCUGUUAGCUGCACAGGGUUAUGAUUUCCGAAUGGAUAUGCAGUACAGAGAAGGCGGUGAUUAUGAAGAUGAAGAAUCCGAAGAGGAAGAAGCAGAAGACAAUGAAGAUGGAGAAGACACUCUCUCCCAAAAUAGCUACUACGCUGAAGACGUGGAAGGCGCCGACAUUUAUUUGCGGAAUGAGCAUACGUUUUUGGGCACUGAUGUAGAUCGUCGUACUCAGGGAACCCCAAAUCUUGGAGUUUACGAUGGAUUUGAUAGAACCAUGAUGGGAUCCAUGAGCAAACUACAUGGAGAGGACUCUGCUUCGAAUAGCUUGCUCUUUGGAUAUAAUCUUCCAAGAUCUGCAAGUGGAUACUUCGAGCCGCCACCAGAAGCUGGGCACAUGAACUUUUCUUAUGAAGAGGCAAUUCUCAAUCGACAAGUUCAGGCCAUGCAACAACAGCAACUUCUCCAACAGCUUCAAAAACUUCCUUUUCAGCAAUCACCCCAAGAGAUUCCAGGAGUUCAUAAGCUGAGUCCCUCUGGCGGGUCGCUCCGCCAAACUGCCACUCAGAGAAGUAUUUAUGAGAAUGUAACACAAGGAGACAAUUCACCAUCUCCACAACCGCAAUCAUUAAUCAUUCCCCAGUCGCCUUCUCAACGGAGUAUACAACAAGCGCGACACGAAUUCUUCACUCAAACCCCAUCCAAUGUGGUUUCGAAGACUAUAAUGGCGGCGUCGAGUGACGGGCAGAGUAUAAAAAGUCUUGGAAGUACUGACUCAAGUGCAACAAUUCGGGUGGAAGAUGAGAUGCGCAAGAAGUUUGUUGCAAGAUUUGGAGUGAGAAAAGCGCCGAUCGCCCGUGAAGAAGACCCGGCUGAUCCGCAGCAUGUGAACGUAAUGGGCAGUCAGGAAAGCAUGAAUUCGACUGAUUCGCGUGAAUCCGUCGUUUCCGCGGCGUCCAUCAAAGCGGAAGCAUUGGCACGUCGCAAUUUCAACUACUACACUUCUGAUCCGAUAGGAAAGACGAUCAACGAACGGUACAACUUCAACGAGAUGGACCGCAACCUCUCAGCACUGGUUAAACCACUUUGGGCCGGCACUGAAAAAGAAGAGCGCGCGGCUGAAAAAGACGAGAGCACCUCUUCUUGA
Messenger RNA from Caenorhabditis briggsae, 3591 nucleotides. NCBI's taxonomy places the organism in Eukaryota, Metazoa, Nematoda, Chromadorea, Rhabditida, Rhabditidae. Gene Ontology annotation, molecular function: transcription coregulator activity. The record is from RefSeq and is a predicted model, not a curated record. The transcript is spliced from 7 exons. The coding region runs from base 1 to 3591 and encodes 1196 amino acids. Gene Ontology annotation, biological process: cytokinin biosynthetic process; regulation of DNA-templated transcription.